Messenger RNA from Anolis carolinensis (green anole), 2712 nucleotides. RefSeq lists its product as uncharacterized. Lineage: Eukaryota; Metazoa; Chordata; Lepidosauria; Squamata; Anolidae. The coding region runs from base 726 to 2426 and encodes 566 amino acids. Gene Ontology annotation, molecular function: zinc ion binding; nucleic acid binding. The transcript is spliced from 2 exons. The record is from RefSeq and is a predicted model, not a curated record.
CUCAACUCGGGGUUUUCUUCUCCUUGGCUUGGCUUUGUUAUUUUUCAGUUGUUGCCCCAUACACCUGAAUACUUGUAAACAACCCCAUCCUUUGUGGUUUUUAAUUCUCAAUUAAAGCCUUUGGAAUGAUAGUUUAAUGUUGUUAGUUUAAUAUUGUUUCAUAACAUUGCAUAUUUUGAUUAUGUACAUUGGUCAGUGUUCUUGUGAGAGCUAUUCAGCAGUGGAACUCUGUCCUAGAGUGUGGUGGAUGCUCCUUCUUUGGAGGGUUAUAAGCAGAGGCUGGAUGGCCAUCUGUUGGGGGUGCUUUGUGUCAUGGAACCCAGUUACAGGGCUUUGGUAAUUCAGCCCUGUAACUGGGAGUCAUAACAUAAACAAUCCCAGGAGCACCUGGCAGAAGAAGAUAGAAUAUGCCUGGGAACUUGGGGCCGAAAGUAUAAACAAUUAUAAUUGGUCUAGUGUGUGAAAAUGGUAGUAAUGUGAUAUUGGGGGUGGGACUUGAUGAUGAUAUUUACGUGUGGUGUUACGUAGCAUAAAAAGUUAUAAAAUUAGUUGUAUGUAAACAUUGAGUCAUUCCUGACUUUUCCAAAGUCAUGUGUUCUUCAAUAAAGAUUGGAUUUGAGAGCAGCUAUCUCUGAUCUGCGUUCAGACUGAUCCUUUGAAGUGAGCAGGACAAUUAAGUCAGGAAACCAGUCCUCACCCUCCUGCAAAUUUGCAGUGAAGUGAUAAUGAGCAGGGAAGGAGAUCAAAGCCAUGACGGAGCAAAGGGGCCUCCGCUGGGAGCUCUGCCGUUGGCAGAAGAGACAUUGCAAGCCAUAGCUUCCUCUACGGGGUACCCCAAGCCGGACGGCGUGACCCAGAGGAUUCCCAGAGGGGGAAGAGGUGUUCCGGCGGCGGCAGAAACCAGUUGGGGAUCUGGAGGAAGCAUGCCGGAGACCGUGGCCCUGCGGUUAUCCAUCCUGGAAACUCAUUUAUCCAGGCUGUCGGAUACCGUGGGGAGAAUAGUGCCAAUAUUGGAAGAGAAUCUCCAAAAAGAGCACAUCCGAUAUGGCGCCGAGAGAGAGCCAAGCAAAGGAGGCGAUUGGAGCCAGAGGGGACAGCGAGCUUCAACGCAGAGUCCCGCGGCGGCAAGGGACGAGGGAGACGAGGAAUAUUGGCAGGAGCUGGAGUUCAGAGACAGAAUGGCACGCGAAGUGGAGCGCCAGCGAGCUCUGGGAACUCUGAGGCCGCCAUCUCCAACAGAGCUCCCAACCCCCCGGAUGGGCGUCGGGGUGGAAAGACCACUGGGGCCAGGGAUCGGGUCCAGUGGAUUAGCAGACGAAGGCGGAGAGGAGCAGGAGAUCCAGGAAGAGGAGGAGGAUGUGCCGUACGACGGGGAAAGGCGAGAUGCGGGGGCUACAGCGAGGCCAGUAUGCGGAUGGGGGGAAGGGCCGACAGCGGCGGCAGGAUUUCGGGAGCCGCGCAGAAUGACCACCGGAGUGGGGCGCGGCGUGAUCCAAGGAAACCCGAUGCAACCCUUCCCCAUGCCUCCCAGACAGCAUCAACGGGCCGCUGAAUGGAUGCCAAGAAGGGAAGAUCUCAAGCUAGAAUACGGAGGGGAAUCAGCCGAACUGAACUUUUUUCUAAUUAGCAUCAGGGGAUACAUGGAAGACAAUGCACACACAUUCCCCUCCGAAGCAAGCAGGGUUCGGGCCAUCGGCAACACACUAAAGAGAGGAGCGGCCAGCUGGUAUGUGCAACUACAUGCCAGACAGGACCCAUGCCUGAGGUCAGUGCCCCGCUUCCUCGCCGCACUGGAAAACCGGUUCAGAGACCGGCUAGAGCAAUUGAGAGCUCGAGACCAGCUUAGAGGAAUAAAGCAGAGGGACAAAACAGUGCCCGAGUACGCAGAAGAAUUCCUCCACCUCGCGGAAAGGGUACCAGAGUGGUCUGAAGUGACCAAAGUGGAAUUAUUUAAAGAGGGACUACGCCCCGAGAUUUUCAGCUGGGCAGCGCACAGAGAUGACCCCGAAACGCUCCAGGGAUGGAUUCAACUAGCGGGGCGCGUUGAAUCCACCCUGGCCCAAGUAAAGCGCUUCAGGAGCAGCGGCGGCCAGCAAAGACCGGUGGCGAGAGGUCGAGGAGAAACGAGGAAGCAGGAAAGACCCGGAGGGAGGCCGGGGAUUCCCUCCAGAGGAGACGACAACAAACCUAAACCGGGAUGCUUUGUAUGUGGGAAGACGGGCCAUCGAGCAGCAGAAUGCUGGGCACGGAAGGGGGAGCCGCCAAAACCCUCAAAGCCCAAGCCAGCAACCGGGAGGCGUGCGGAGGAGGAGGUGCAAGCCCCAGAAUCUCCAGAAAAAUUGGCUUGUGAUGAAAGAAGAACCGAAGAGGAGGACGAAGAAAAGGAGGGCACCAUGUCAUGGAACCCAGUUACAGGGCUUUGGUAAUUCAGCCCUGUAACUGGGAGUCAUAACAUAAACAAUCCCAGGAGCACCUGGCAGAAGAAGAUAGAAUAUGCCUGGGAACUUGGGGCCGAAAGUAUAAACAAUUAUAAUUGGUCUAGUGUGUGAAAAUGGUAGUAAUGUGAUAUUGGGGGUGGGACUUGAUGAUGAUAUUUACGUGUGGUGUUACGUAGCAUAAAAAGUUAUAAAAUUAGUUGUAUGUAAACAUUGAGUCAUUCCUGACUUUUCCAAAGUCAUGUGUUCUUCAAUAAAGAUUGGAUUUGAGAGCAGC